AAGAGAUCAACAGCCACAAGACAAAACAACCAAAUCAGACAGUCCAUUGGCGACUUACACUACAAAAUGGCUUCAAACCAUGUCGCAAUCAUCGGUGCCGGAAUUUCAGGUCUCACACUGGCACUUUCUCUACACAAGCAAUCCAUCCCAAGCACCAUCUACGAAGCACGCUCAGCCUCCCUCGAUAUCGGCGGCGCCAUAAUGCUCUCCCCCAACGCCUUGCGUAUCCUCGACGCGCUCGACAUCUACCAGAAAAUCAAGCAUCGUGGUUUUGAGUUCACCAAUCUACACUUCUAUACCGACAAGCCCCUCGAUACCUACGAGUUCGGAGACCGGGAGAAAUACCAGUACGACGCGCUGCGAAUCUACCGGCACGAGUUGAUCGAUGUACUUCUUACCGCUGUCAAAGAGAAGGGCAUUUCCAUCGAGUACGGCAAGAAAUUCACUCGUAUUCUCACCGAGUCCGAGACGGAAGUUACUUGGGAAUUUGAAGACGGCCAGAUUGGUCGAGCGGCCUGCCUGGUUGGAGCGGACGGGAUCCAUUCGCGUGUUCGAAAGUAUCUAUAUCCCGAUCUGGAGCCGCAAUUCACCAACGCCGUGGGCGUUACUGCUGCAAUUCCAACAAGUCAACUCACGGAUACGGAUGCAUAUCAAAUGCCUGUGACGAUCAUGAAUCCCAAGCAUGGCGCCUUUGUGAUCGCGAAGCAGCUCCCCGAUGGCUCCGAAGUCCUGAUCGGGAAACAGAAACGUGCUGCCCAGCUCGAUCGUGAAGGGUGGAGUCAACUAUUGAACGACAAGCAAUGGUGUGUGGACUUCUUGCGCGAGGGAGCAGAAUCUUUCCCGGAAAUCGUACAAUCGUCCGUUACUAGCAUCCCAUUGGACAAGAUCAAUCUUUGGCCGUUUUAUGUGGUCCCUAAGCUUGACACUUGGGCGUCAAAGCACUCUCGAGUGGUGAUUCUUGGUGACGCGGCACAUGCGAUUCCUCCGACAGCUGGGCAGGGUAUCAACCAGGCUUUUGAGGACGUCUAUAUCUACUCUUUGAUUCUUGCCAAGUGCCAACAGCACAAUCUGGAGCAGGGACUGAAGGUCUGGCAGAAGGGUCGCCAGGAAAGAGUUGACCGGGUUCUCGACCUCAAUGCACAGAUUGAUGCGCGGAGGAUGCCAAAGAAUUCUCAGUCUGGCCCUUUGGAUUUAGACACUAAGAAGUUUGACUUGGCGUGGCUGUAUAGUCCUAACUUUGAUGAGAUGGCAGAAAGUUGGUUGGCAGCAGUUGGUAUUGUUUAA
Penicillium brasilianum is the source of this 1284-nucleotide messenger RNA. Lineage: Eukaryota; Fungi; Ascomycota; Eurotiomycetes; Eurotiales; Aspergillaceae. The record is from the annotation of a GenBank genome assembly.